AUGGUCUGGGGGGGGGGGGGGGGAGGUGCUCUGAUGGUCUGGGGGGGGGGGGGGGGGGGGGGAGGUGCUCUGAUGGUCUGGGGGGGGGGGGGUGCUCUGAUGGUCUGGGGGGGGGGGGGGAGGUGCUCUGAUGGUCUGGGGGGGGGGGGGGGGGGGGGCUCUGAUGGUCUGGGGGGGGGGGGGGGGGCGGGGAGGUGCUCUGAUGGUCUGAGGGGGGGGGGGGGGGGAGGUGCUCUGAUGGUCUGGGGGGGGGGGGGGGGGGGGAGGUGCUCUGAUGGUCUGGGGGGGCAGCUGUGGUGA
Molecule: messenger RNA, 300 nt
Organism: Knipowitschia caucasica
Lineage: Eukaryota; Metazoa; Chordata; Actinopteri; Gobiiformes; Gobiidae
Source: the annotation of a GenBank genome assembly